Messenger RNA from Spodoptera exigua (beet armyworm), 805 nucleotides. Lineage: Eukaryota; Metazoa; Arthropoda; Insecta; Lepidoptera; Noctuidae. The record is from the annotation of a GenBank genome assembly.
CUACGUACAGCUUGUUCAUGGAAUAAUCUGGUUAACAGUCAUUUUCAGUUGAUAUAUUAGGCAAUGGAACAUUCGGAAAUGCAAACAAGGUUUUUUUAGGAGUGGCAGGAAAUAAUAUAAUAGAGAUAUACUUAUUGAUAACAUAUUUCUAGGAGAAUAUACGUAGUUUGAAGUGAACUCUGAGUAUUUACAGGUGAGUCAUGGCGUGGGCCCCGCACGUGGCAGCGUCUACUGAUAAAAUGUUUACCCAACUAGUAUAAAGCUGCUUGCCGGCCGACUGCCCGCUCAGUCCUGUCUUUCGUUGAGACGUGAGCGCGUGUGUGAUUAACUUUCCCUCAGAUUUCAAAACAUCUGUUUAUUACACCUUCCAUUCAUAAUGGCUGACUCUGACCGUAUCGUGUACCCUGACGAGGUCGCCGAGGUGAAGGCAGACGCUAUUGCUGCAGCAGAAGCUGAAGACAAGACCUCUGGCGGAGACAGCAACGCUGUCGAGACACCAGCUCCUGAAGGAAUCUCAAUGAGGAAUGCUAUCACAGUUCCCAACAACUGUCCACCUGGUUUUAAAAUGGGAGCUGAUGGCGUCUGUCGCGAAGUGUUUUAACAAUUUCUAAGUACUUUUAAGUUUGCAGCUAAUGUUAAGAGAGUUGAGAAUAAUGACAAUGAAAGAAGAGACAAGAAAUGUAAUGUGUAUUUUGCGGUUAUAAUAUAAGAUGUGUCUAUCUGUUAGAACAUAUAAAAGACUCCAUCAUAGCUGAUUCCAGAGACAUUAUUAUGUACUCCAAAAAUAAUGAAAUUUUGUUUGUAC